This is a messenger RNA of Funneliformis mosseae, 2820 nucleotides long. NCBI's taxonomy places the organism in Eukaryota, Fungi, Glomeromycota, Glomeromycetes, Glomerales, Glomeraceae. The record is from the annotation of a GenBank genome assembly.
AUGAAUAAAUCUAAUUUCUUGAUAGUAUUAUCGUUAUUGAUAUUGUAUUUCAUCUUGGUCAAAGGACAAUAUGAUAAAUCAGUAAAUAAAACAUAUACUAUUUUAAAUCAUCUAGAAAAAGAAGAAGGUCUUAAAGCUUAUAGAUUGUUAAUAAAUAAAAAUGGUGGAUCAUUAAUCAUAAUGGUUAAAUGGGUGAAUUCAAGUUGUAUUGAACCUAGGAUAAUCUUUCGAGUGUUAAAAAAAGAGGGUGGUGAAAUUAAAUCGGUAGAAAUUCCAAAUUAUUAUAUACCAGAUUUUAAUUUUUGUUUGACAAAGAAUUUUGAGGGAGUGGAUGAAAUGAUUGUAAAAUGGUAUGCUUUGCAGCCAAAUCAACUUUUAAUCACUUAUUUAAAUUCUAGCGAGAUCAACGAGGCAACUUAUUAUGGCCUUUUGUUUUCUCUGACAGGAGAUUAUAUAAAUACGAUCAUUUUAUCAAAGGCGUAUAGACAACGUGAGAAAUUAUUGCCCAAUGCAAAGGUGGUUGUAAAUUUUCAACAGGGUGGAGGAUUUUUGUUCGUCGAUUACUUAUCGAACACAUAUAAUAUACACUGGAUUCAUUUUAGUGAUCCGGAUGAAAUUGGAACAUGUAAUGUCAUACAAUAUGGAAUGAUAGAACAAACUGCAAGCAUCAAGAAUAAAAUACCAAUGCAUUACGAUGCAUUUUCAUUAAUGUUGGAAGGAGGGUUUGGUAUAAUAUUCUCAAAUAGGUCAAAACCAUUAAUAAUGAACAAAGAUGAUAAUAGUAUUGUUUCAGAUGUUGAAAACCUACAAUGGAAAUACAAAAUGAUUUCAAAUUUGAAUGAAUAUAUUACCGAUCCCCCUUUACACGUUUAUGUUACAAUGAUUAAUAAUGCAGGAAAUAAUGAAAUUAUUGGGCCAUUUCUUAUUUAUCAAACUCCUUUACCAGAUCUUAGAGUUGAUUAUAUGGUUUGUGAUGUUGCUUACGUUAGUGUAGGAUACAUUUGUAUACUUGAAUUAACUAGUAGCACUAAUCAAUCAUAUUGGUUUAAAUUAUCUUUCUUGUCUUAUGGGUCGGUAAGUCGUAUUGAUAAGAUAGUAGCAGAUUUAGAAAUGCAAGGAGUACGUAAAGUAGAAUUCAAAGCGUUAUGGUCAGGAGGAUAUAUAGCAACGCUUAAGAAAAACAAUACGUUUGAUAAUAAUACUGAAAAUCUAAUAGGAUAUAUAUUAGAUAAUAAUGGAAUAUAUUCUUCGAAAUGGGAUUUUCCUGAUGAUUUAAUUGUACCAAAAUCGGCGCAAAUGCAAAUUUAUAAAAAUAAUAGUUGUUCAUUACUUUUACAAAAUCAAAAUAAUUCAUGGAGUAUUCUAUUAUGGACACAUUUUCCUAUGUCUAAAACCUUAUCCAAAAUAUUUAAAUCAAAAAAUGUGUCCAAACAAAACCCAACAGUGCUGCCUAAACUCGUGAAAGAUUACGGAUACGAUAAUCCAAACAUAAUAGCAACUUAUCCACCAAAUAAUGCAGUAAUUCCAUUACGAACACAAAUGCUUAGAAUAUUUUUUAAGAUUAGAGUCGAACUUUCGAGCAAAUAUAUUUCAAUAUAUAGAUCAACAAAUACCGAAGAUAUCUUUCGACAAAAAAUGAUUGCAAAUGAUAAAUAUGUUACAUUAAGUGAUGAUGGCAGGACGCUAAAUAUACAGGUCUUGGAAAGUACUUUCAAUACUCCUAAUGCUGGAUAUUUUGUUAGACUCGAAUAUAAUUCGAUCAAAGAUGCUGAUAAUAAAGAACCUUUAUUUGGAAUUAAAGCAAAUAUCUGGCGGUUAAAUACAAUCGAUGAAAAACCAAACACGGACGUUUUUCCUCCUUCAAUAAAGGGAAUGUUAAGAUUAACUUCAAAUGGAACAAAAUAUUUUGAAUCUUUACCGUCAAAUGGACGAGAUGAAUUUUUACAAAAUUUACUAAAAUGUGCUUCAGAUUCAGUGCCAGUUGAUAUUCAUAGAUUAUCAUUAACAAAGUGCUGUCAGUAUGAUGAAGCACUAUCUAAAAAAGAGAAACAAUUAAUCAUUGGCAUAAGAAUAGCUCAAACUAAAGAUUGGAAUUUACCAAAUACUGAUCAAAUUAAGAAAGAUCUUGAUAUUAUGAUUAAAAGUCCUAUUUCUUACAUGAGACAAUGCAAUGGAUCGGAACAUAUCGAUGGAGCUUUUGGUGAUUUCUUUGAAGAGAAGAAAUUUGAACUUCUUGGAGUUGGAACAACUUUUGGUCUAAUAUCUGCCAAUUUGUUUGCCUUAAUAAGGACAGCUUUUUCUUUAGUUGAUUUUGUUGUGGAUUUUCUGUUUUUAAUUAACAAUGCUCCUAACGUACCUUCGCUUUAUGUUCCGACUAUUAAAUUGUUAACUAAAGAAAUAACAACAAAUCCUUCGUUUUAUGAAUGGGUUAAAGAAUGUACUGGUAUAUUAGGGAUAUUCACUCUAAUGUCGUGUAUGGAAAUUGAAAUAUUAAAUCUUCUUGUAUCAAAUAUUGGUGGACUAAAGUAUUUUAAUGCUCCUUUAACUGAUUAUUCAUUAAAAUUGAUUUUUAGAAUAAGUUCACUUUGUUUCUUUAUUGAGGAUAUUCCUCAACUCGUAAUCAUGAUGAUUUAUACGCAGAAAAUUGUUAAAUAUGAUAUUAUUCAAGUAGUUGCGGUUUUGUCAAGUGUUUUGGUUGUAUUAUUAGGUCUUAUUACAAGAAUUUAUAAAGCUCUUUUGCAUUUUAAGUUAGUAAAACAAUUCUCUACAUUCACAGAGAAAUUUGAUGAAAUUCAAACUUUGGAAAGCGAUAAGCGAUGA